AUGGCCCCCCUGGUCCCCGUCCUCUCCCCGGCCGACCUACCCGACCGCAUCCAAUUCGUCCAGAGCGGCUUCAGAGAAAAAAGGCGCAAAGGCGGCGCGAUCGACCUCGAAAAAUGCCACUUGAUGGAGCUUAUACAAUACUCGUGCAAUCCGCCAGAAGAAGGGAUACAGGCACCUGGUGUCGUCAAAUGUAAGCCUAUUGUGAGGCUUUUCCGGAAGUGCGCUGGCGGACUUACAGUCGAGACGACGAGUUGGGAAUCGAAAAAAUCACACGAUGAGUCGAAAACGACCGAAAUAUACAAGACGAUGAAUUUGUGA
Messenger RNA from Talaromyces rugulosus, 318 nucleotides. RefSeq lists its product as uncharacterized. The record is from RefSeq and is a predicted model, not a curated record. The coding region runs from base 1 to 318 and encodes 105 amino acids. Gene Ontology annotation, cellular component: mitochondrial inner membrane peptidase complex. Lineage: Eukaryota; Fungi; Ascomycota; Eurotiomycetes; Eurotiales; Trichocomaceae. The transcript is spliced from 2 exons.